Magnolia sinica is the source of this 548-nucleotide messenger RNA. RefSeq names its product enoyl-[acyl-carrier-protein] reductase [NADH] 1, chloroplastic-like. Gene Ontology annotation, molecular function: enoyl-[acyl-carrier-protein] reductase (NADH) activity. NCBI's taxonomy places the organism in Eukaryota, Viridiplantae, Streptophyta, Magnoliopsida, Magnoliales, Magnoliaceae. The record is from RefSeq and is a predicted model, not a curated record. The transcript has 5 exons. Bases 228 to 548 code for a protein of 106 amino acids. Gene Ontology annotation, biological process: fatty acid biosynthetic process.
UCCUCUCCAUCUGUCACUCUCCCAGCGCCGGCCCUAAAAUGAUCUCUGUUUCUCUCCCUCUCAUCCGCUCUCCUCUCCAUCUGUCCCUCUCCCUGCGCUGGUCCUACAGAUCUCUCCUACCUCUCUCUUCCUGUCGAUCUCUUCACGAACAUUGAGGAUCUUAAGUUUACAACCUGUUUGCUGAGUUAAACUGACAGGCAAAGCCACAAGUCAUUCUUUGGAAGUUUAUGCCCCCUCUCGUCCAACAUUCAGAAGCAAGAAUCAGAAAUCGAGGCUGCCUAGGUGGUGCAUCAAUUUCUCUCACAUACAUUGCUGCCGAAAGGAUCAUUCCUGGAUAUGGUGGGGGCAUGAGUUCAGCUAAAGCUGCUCUAGAGAGUGAUACCAAGGUGCUUUCAUUUGAAGCAGGAAGGCGCCACAAGAUUCGAGUUAAUACAAUAUCUGUUGUUAUUACUGUUAUCUUCAUACUUUUAUUAUCUGAGACAUGGUACUUGCUAGAGUAUCUCCCUGUCGUGACAUUUUUCACAUUGAUGAAAACUCAGGUCUAUUGA